UUAAAUAUUAUUAAUCAUUGUGGUUGGCAGUGUCGAAGGCAGUGGUCAAGUUUGCAAAUUUUCAUGUUUUAUUUCAAGUGCUAGUGAAGUGCAAAAUGGGUUUCCAGGAGUUGUUUUUAGUAUUUUUAGUGGUCGGGGCGGCGUCCGCGCAAAAUUUCAAAGUUUGUGGCACCACGUCACUACCUUCCUCUCUCUGUCAGAGUAUCGGCAAAGAUGACAGUCAGGCAUCUUGUGAAAUUGUCGAGUCCAGAUUGGACUGCGCCGUCCGCCUGGCUCGGGGCGCCGCUGACAUCGGCUACUUCACCGAAGAGGAGACCUUACUCCUAACACAGCAACAGCCCAAUGACAUCCAGGUUAUUGGAUCCGUCAGGGACAUUAACAAGCUUGACCCCUACUCCUUCGAGACUGUAGCUGUGGUACCUUCAAACCUCACCAAUGGCUUUGAGGGUCUCCGUGGCGGAGUGUACUGCCACCCUGGUCUCGACCAAACCGAGCUCCGGUGGUCUCCAAGAGUUUUGAAAACCUUGGAAGAGCUGGUCGCCCGUACAGACCGAUGCCCUGAUACAGAGACUGCGGGCAAGACAGCUGAUGAAUUAGAGAUUGACACUCUCAGCAAAUUCUUCUCUGCUGCCUGCAGACCAGGAGUUUGGAGCAACAACGCCACUGUGGAUGCUGAUCUGAAAUCCCGCUACCCAUCUCUCUGCUCGCUCUGCGGACCAGACUCCGGUUGCUCUCAGUACACCAUCAACAUGGGUGUCUCCAUCGCUGGAGUCAGGAACGAGAACCGUCACAUCCAGGCUCUGGAGUGCCUGAGGACCAACUCUGAUAAGGCUGCUGUGGCUUACGUCGCUUGGCAACACGCUAAGGAAUAUUUUACUAUCCGCAACCCUGGUGACUCCAACUCCUACUCCAUCUUGUGCCCUAACGGUUCUCUUGUGGCCCUAAAUGACGGUGUUCUGAAUUCUGCCACUUCACCAUGUGCCUUCGUGAGACAACCCUGGGGAGCCCUGGUAGCUUCCACUGCCUCUGCAACCAACCUACUGAACAACCUGAAGACCUGGUGGGCCACAGGAUCCGACCCCGGCGCCAACACGUGGCAGUCCAUCAUGUACCAGGUUCUCAUCCCGAUCACCAACACCAGGGUGGUGUUCCAGGACAGCCCUAUCUCAAUCUCCAACUAUACCAACCCAAUUCGCACAAUUAGCAACGUGGACUCCACCGCGUCGUGCCUGCCAGCUCGCCGCUGGUGCACUCUCUCUACCGCUGAACAAGCCAAGUGCUCCUGGGUCAGAUCUGCAGCCUACACCCUGGGCAUACAACCCCCCAUCUCCUGCCAGCAGCGAGCCAGUCAGCUGGAGUGCCUCUCGGACAUUCGGGAUAACAGGGCUGAUUUCGUAUCCCUGCCAUCAAACUAUGGAUACUUGGCUAGACAACACUACCGUUUGACCCCGGUGAAGCUGGUCCAGAACUCUCAGUCUGCCGCCUCCCGUAUCGCUGCCUUUGUGAAGCCAUCAGCCGCUACUACUGGCAAUAUCACUCGUUUCGAGAACCUCAGAGGGAAGAAGGCUUGUUUCCCAGAAUUCAGUGGACUUGCUUACAUGUCCUUCGUCCGAGUUGGACAAGACAGGGGCAUCUUAUCUGACACGGAAUGUGAUUACGCGAAGGCUGUUGGAGAAUUCUUCGACGGCGCCUGCGCCCCUGGCGCUAUUGACGCCUCUCAUGCUUUGUCUAACACUUCUAGUUUUGAUUCAUCUGUCCUGUGCUCAGUUUGCCAGCCAAGGAUCCCAGCGUUGGGCAACUUCUCAAACAACAUUUGCUCAUACGACUACAGCAACAAGUUCUUCGGUAACAACGGAUCUCUCGCCUGUCUUAUUGAAACUGACGCCGAUAUUGCUGUUCUGAACAUUGCUAAUAUUGCCAGUAACAUCAAAGCUUUAGGUUACCAAGAGAACCAGUUCAGAGCUCUUUGUCGUAACAAUUCCCUUGCUCAAGAACCUGGUAUUAACAUCGACGAUGGUUGUCUGUUGUCCUACGUGGUUGACGCUGAGGUUGUCACAAGAAGGAACGACCCUCUCUUCAACAGCCUUAACGUGCUUCUGGACUCCCUGGGCAACUACUUCGGAUACACCGCUGCGUCUGGCAACCAGCUCAUCAACUUAGAAAUAUUCUCGCCUUUCGACGGAGUCAGCGACUUGUUAUUCAAAGAUUCCACAAUCGGUCUCACAGAACCAACUAGCAGAUCAUCUCACGAACCAGCGAGGAACUACAUCGACUUAGUGAGACAUUUGCAGGCCUGCACGGGAACCGCGCCCCCGAUUCCCGGAUUGGCCAGCCGCAGUCUGUUUUCGAUCAUCACUUUAAUCACAAUGGCGCUUCUUACAAGAUUCGUCAUUUACUAAUUUUGUUUGUGUAUCCGAACUUAGUUUAGGUUUUUGACAGCUGACAGCUGUUCCGGCGGGAAUCGUUGUUCUGCGGGUUGUCGCUGGCAUUUGUAAUAUGACAAAAAUGUUUAAUUUAAGUAUGGAUGUUAAAUUUUGCUUUUAUUUAAAUGUUCUUAUCUGUAACGGGCACAUGAUGACUUAAAAUCCUAAGUACCUAUUCAAGCUAAAUAUUCCAUAGCGACAAAUAAAGCGAUUAUAAUCUAAUAACU
Molecule: messenger RNA, 2650 nt
Organism: Trichoplusia ni (cabbage looper)
Lineage: Eukaryota; Metazoa; Arthropoda; Insecta; Lepidoptera; Noctuidae
Product: transferrin-like
Exons: 15
Coding region: 96-2399 (767 amino acids)
Biological process (GO): iron ion transport
Cellular component (GO): early endosome; recycling endosome; plasma membrane
Source: RefSeq, a predicted model, not a curated record